AAAUGGCUUAUGUAGAUUUUAAAUGAUUUGAUAUUUACAACUGUCCAGAGUAUACAUGUAAGCACAUAACAUUUUAUUAAAUGUGGAGAUCCAGAAGUUAUUAAAAUGAAGUCAUGCAGCAAGAUUUUGAUAACACAUCUAAUUUUGAUAACACAUUGUAAUUGCCUUCCCAAGUCUAUUUUCAAGGAAAAAGGUAUGGUGAUAGUGUUGUUUUGAAACCCCAAAGAUACAGCUGCUUAAUUUUUCCAUUUCCAUAACAAUGUGCCAAGUGUCCCCCAUUACAGCUUGGGGGAUGAGUUCUUUUCAGGAUUAAUGACAGAUCUGCAUUUUUGGGGAUCCUUUUUUGAUCCUGCAGUCACCUGGAACAAUCACAUUGAAGAUAAGAGCACUGUGAUCAUAAUAUAUGAAGAUCUGAAAGGGAACCUGACUGCCAGUGUAAAGCAGAUAGCUGUGUCCUUUGGAUUCUCACCGACAGCUGAACAGAUCCAGGCCAUUACAGGAAGGCACUCUUUCCAGCCAGUGAGUGUUAAAGCUCAGGAGACUCAUGAUGCUGUUGUUAUUCUUUUCCAUAAGGGUGUUCUUGGAGACUGAAAGAAUGUUUUUGCUGAAGCUCAGAGCCAGAAAUUGGCUACCAAAUUCAUGGUGUGCUUAUAA
Molecule: messenger RNA, 654 nt
Organism: Catharus ustulatus (Swainson's thrush)
Lineage: Eukaryota; Metazoa; Chordata; Aves; Passeriformes; Turdidae
Gene: SULT6B1
Product: sulfotransferase family 6B member 1
Biological process (GO): sulfation
Cellular component (GO): cytoplasm
Molecular function (GO): sulfotransferase activity
Source: RefSeq, a predicted model, not a curated record